CAGGAAGUAAACGUUCUACUAUGAUGUGGAUCUGAAACAUGGAGGAGGAUUUAGAUAAUAUUCUAGAUGACUGGUUCAUCGAGUCUAUAAAGAUUUACAAAGAUCUUCAUGUAUAUCAACUGGAAAAUCCCACUCAGGUCCUCGAGUGGACCUCAGGAAGGAAUGUUUGUGUCGCCGGCUACACCUCAUCAUCUAAAAAUGAAAUCUUGGAGCUUCAUCUGCCACUGAAACUGUUGGCUGAUAAAAAUAAGGGUCUCUGUGCUGAACGGGAUUUUAAAGUGGUCCAUGGUGGGUUUGCAGACGGUCCGGUUCGCCGUCUCAGACACAUCCCAGGAACAAGGUGUGCUGUUACAAAUGAUGGUCAUAGCUCCAGUCUGCAGGUGUGGGAUCUUGGCGGCGACGACAGCGAUGUGAUCAGAAGGACAGGAAGUGUCGAGGGCGGGAGGACGGGUUCAGUCAGAGGCAGCAGAAUCGCAGCUCGACCGUCAUCUCAGCCGCAGGUUCUUCACGGAGCCCAGAGCGACGACGUCCGGCUGACGGAGAUCACAUCAGGACGGACCGUUUACAAAUUAGAGGUGGAUUCAUCAGAUGCUCUGAGUUCCCUUCAGUUUGUGACUGACAGCAUUGUCGUCGCCGGCUGCUGUAAAGGCAGCAUUUUAGUCGCUGAUAUUCGGUCGCCGGCUGCUCCUCAGGUUUGUUGUCCUCCUGCCUCCUCAGCUGAGUCGGUUCUCUGGUGGACGGACGCUUCAGCGUCCAGCUCCAGGUUGAUCCGUCUGUCCUCAUGUGGUCAAGCCGUGGUGUCGGAGCUGAGGAUGCUGGGAGGAGGGGCUGUGUGUCAGGCCCAGCUCGACAUCCAGAUGCGAGGCUCCGACUCUGAGGACGUCGUGGUGUCGUGGGCUCCAGCGCUGGAUGACUGCAUUGCUGUGUCCGGGUUCAGUGGGGCAGUUCAGAUCUACAACACGUCUUUGUGGAAGUCCGAUCUGCAGGAAACCACGCCGCUGUUUCAACACAGAGGUCACAUGGUGUCAUCGCAGCAGCCUGAUGGCGUCCUCACCACGGCUCACGCGUGGCAUCCUGAACGUCCGCGAACGCUGCUGUCCGCUGCCUCAGACGGAUCCGUUCAUGUGUGGGACUGGGUCAACCAAUCUGCUGCCGAAUCGGGAUCAGCUGACCCUCCCACCUGAAAACAGGAAGAGGACUGGAGCUCUGUUAGUCUCCACCGGUGAGUGUUUGGACUGGAAACCUGACUGACAAACUGAAAACAUGCAGCUGCUCUAAAAAAGAUGAAACUGAAAGAAAAGUGAAGAAAAUGUUCACAAACUUGUUGCAUAUUGUGAUAAUGUAUGGAAUUUCAAACCGUUGUCAAUUUUCGGCAGUUUGACUGAACUUUUUUUUUCUGUUUUCACACAUUUGGUGUCGUUUCCUUUAUACUCUGACUGUUUUAUCAAAUUAAAUAAAAAAAUUGCAGUAUAUCACAGUGUACUGAAUCACAGCCAUCCUUUCCCACAGGUUUUCAAAAGGUUCUGUCUGGAUUCAAGAAUUUCUCCUGAGUUUGCAGAGGAUUUAUGCGCACAUUAUACCAUCAAUUAAUUGUGGACCAUUAGUGCCA
Sphaeramia orbicularis (orbiculate cardinalfish) is the source of this 1609-nucleotide messenger RNA. RefSeq names its product WD repeat domain 73 (gene wdr73). Gene Ontology annotation, biological process: cytoplasmic microtubule organization. NCBI's taxonomy places the organism in Eukaryota, Metazoa, Chordata, Actinopteri, Kurtiformes, Apogonidae. The coding region runs from base 39 to 1184 and encodes 381 amino acids. Gene Ontology annotation, cellular component: spindle pole; cytosol. The record is from RefSeq and is a predicted model, not a curated record. The transcript has 9 exons. Gene Ontology annotation, molecular function: protein binding.